AUGGGUGUGGAAUCAGCCUCCAUACAGGAGCGCCUAGAACGAUGGGCUCAACGCCUGCAGAGUCUCACUGUGUCUCCCCUCACCCGAGACUAUCCCGAUAACCAACAGCCGGAGCUUGCCAGGAGAGCAAUCGAAGCUUUUGAGACAACUAAGCUUUCCAACGACAUUCAAUUGGCUGUGGAGAAAGUGUCUGGUUCGCCCUCUUCCGGUUUUAUUGUCUUCCUGGCAGCAUUCGUUGUUCUCGUCGCUCGUUUAACCGGAGAUGAGGACAUUGCCAUUGGCACCAGCUCCGGAGAGGAUGGCCGUCCAUUUGUCUUGAGAGUUCCCGUUGACUCUUCGGAAACCUUCCUCCAGCUUUAUGCCAAGGUUGAGAAGGCAUUCAACGAGGCCGCUGCCGAUGUUGUGCCUCUGGGCAGCCUUCGAUCGUACAUUCAAGAAAAGUCCAACUCUGAGCGAAGCCCAAUUCUUUUCCGCUUUGCUGCCUACGAUGCCCCGGCCGCUUCUCAGGAAUACCCCGCCAACACCUUCGAAACAACCGAUUUGGUGGUCAAUGUCACACCAAGCAAUGCAUCGGGAGCGGAGCUGGGCGCAUACUAUAACCAACGACUUUUCUCCAGCGCUCGAAUUGCCACUAUUCUGAAGCAGCUUGCUAAGCUUGUUGAAAACGCUACUGCCAGACCGGAAGAAGCAAUUGGAAAGAUUGAUUUUAUGACCGAAGACCAACGAGCCCUUCUCCCCGACCCGACCUCAGAUCUGAAAUGGUCUAAAUUCCGUGGCGCUAUUCAUGAUAUCUUUGCUGAGAAUGCCGGAAAGCACCCAGAAAGCCUGUGUGUUGUGGAGACCAAGUCGGAGAACUCUCCUCACCGCGAAUUCACCUACAAGCAAAUCAAUGAAGCGUCGAAUAUCUUGGCCCAUCACCUUGUGCAAUCGGGCAUUGAACAAGGAGAAGUUGUCAUGGUCUAUGCUUACCGUGGCGUUGACCUUGUCGUUGCAGUUAUGGGUAUCUUGAAGGCCGGUGCUACUUUCUCCGUUAUCGACCCGGCAUACCCCCCGGAGAGACAGAACAUCUAUCUUGAUGUCGCCCGCCCCCGAGCUCUUGUUGUCAUUGAAAAGGCCACCAGGGAUGCUGGUGAGCUCUCGGAGACAGUUCGCACUUUUAUUCGUGACAACUUGGAGCUCCGGACAGAGGUCCCAGCACUCGCUCUCUGCGACGAUGGUGCGCUUUUGGGAGGUUCGGUCGAUGGCCAGGAUGUUCUUGCUAAGCAAUUUCCCAUGAAAGCUCAGCCCGUCGGCGUUGUCGUUGGUCCUGACUCGACCCCUACGCUCUCUUUCACUUCGGGUUCGGAAGGAAGACCUAAGGGUGUACGGGGCCGUCACUUCUCCUUGGCCUAUUACUUCCCAUGGAUGUCGGAAACCUUUAAGCUUAACCCCAAUGACCGAUUCACAAUGCUCAGUGGAAUUGCCCACGACCCCAUUCAAAGAGAUAUCUUCACGCCCCUGUUCCUGGGAGCCCGCUUGUUGGUACCGGCUCGUGAAGACAUUCAGAAUGAGAGACUCGCGGAAUGGAUGCAACAGUACGGAGCUACAGUCACCCAUCUCACACCUGCCAUGGGUCAGAUCUUGGUUGGUGGCGCUUCGGCUCAAUUCCCUACUCUUCACCAUGCUUUCUUUGUCGGCGAUAUCCUGAUCAAGAGAGACUGCCUAUCGCUUCAGGCACUCGCCCCGAACGUCAACAUCGUCAACAUGUAUGGUACAACUGAAACUCAGCGUGCCGUCAGUUAUUACGAAAUCCCCAGUUAUUCGAGCCAGGGAGGCUUCCUCGACACCAUGAAGGAUGUCAUUCCAGCUGGUCGGGGAAUGGUUGAUGUGCAGAUGCUGGUUGUUAACCGAUUCGAUCCCAGUCGCAUCUGCGCAGUUGGUGAAGUGGGUGAAAUCUACGUCCGUGCGGCCGGUCUCGCCGAAGGUUACCUCGGUUCCCCAGAGUUGAGUGAGAAGAAGUUCCUUAAGAACUGGUUUACGGACCCCCAGACUUGGGUUGAGAAGGACAACGCCCUGUCUCAAGGUGCAAAUGAGCCAUGGAGACAGUUCUACUUCGGUCCAAGAGACCGCUUAUAUCGCAGUGGAGACCUUGGCCGGUACACUCCAUCUGGAGACGUUGAAUGUUCUGGUCGUGCCGAUGAUCAAGUGAAGAUCCGUGGCUUCCGCAUCGAACUCGGAGAAAUUGAUACCCAUCUUUCUCGCCAUCCUUUGGUGCGAGAAAAUGUUACUUUGGUGCGCAGAGACAAGUUCGAAGAGCCGACCUUGGUCAGCUAUAUCGUACCUGACAUGAGCAAGUGGGCCUCAUGGUUGGAAAGCAAGAACAUUGAGGAUGACGAUUCAUUUGAGGGAAUGGUCGGCAUGCUCAGACGCUUCCGCCCUCUGCGUGAUGAUGCUCGAGAGCACUUGCGCAGCAAGCUUCCUGCUUAUGCGGUGCCAACUGUUUUUAUCCCACUUAAGCGCAUGCCCUUGAAUCCCAAUGGCAAGAUCGACAAACCUGCAUUGCCUUUCCCCGAUACUGCUGAGCUGAGUGCUGCGGCUCCUCGACGCAGGUCGUCUGCUGUCCAGGCGCUUUCCGAGACUGAACACGCUGUGGCUCAGAUCUGGGCGUCGCGUAUUCCCAAUAUUACCGCUCGCAUGAUUGGGCCCGACGACUCAUUCUUCGACUUGGGAGGACAUAGUAUCCUGGCGCAGCAAAUGUUCUUCGACCUGAGACGCAAGUGGCGCGGAAUUGACUUCAGCAUGAAUGCAAUCUUCCGCAGCCCCACUCUGCGAGGCUUUGCUGCCGAGGUUGAGCGACUGUUGAAUAAGGAAUCAUUCGCAACCAGCGAGAAUCCCGACGAUGCUGGAGCUGCUGCUGUCUCUAACGAGCCAGAUGAUGAGUACUCCAAGGAUGCCAAGAAGCUGGUGGAUACUCUGCCCAAGACGUUCCCUGAGCGCAGUGAGCCAAUGCUUUCCAGCGAGCCCACAAUCUUCCUCACAGGAGGUACUGGGUUCCUUGGUGCGCACAUUCUGCGCGAUCUUCUCACUCGCAAGUCCCCUGCUGCCAAGGUUGUGGCGCUUGUCCGUGGUAAGAGCGAAGAACAAGCACUUCAGCGCAUUCAGUCCACCUGCAAGGCUUACGGUUUCUGGGAUGAAACCUGGACCGACAGGCUCCAGUGUGUCUGCGGAAACCUGGGAGAGCCGAAGUUUGGCUUCUCUGAACAGCUGUGGGAUGAUCUCAUCAACCGCGUUGAUGCCGUUAUCCACAACGGAGCCCUGGUUCACUGGGUUUACCCCUAUUCGACCCUCAAACCAGCAAACGUUCUGGGUACCAUCGAUGCUCUGAGGCUCUGCGCCAGCGGAAAGCCUAAGCAGUUUUCUUUUGUCAGCUCCACCAGUGUCCUGGAUACCGAUCACUUUGUUGAAGAGUCCGAGCGAGUCAUCGCCGCCGGCGGUGCAGGUAUCAGUGAGGAAAACCUGCUAGAAGGUAGCAGCGUCGGUCUUGGAACUGGCUACGGUCAGAGCAAGUGGGCUGGAGAGUUCCUUGUCCGCGAAGCGGGUAGAAGAGGAUUAAAGGGAACAAUUGUUCGUCCAGGAUAUGUCCUGGGUGACUCAAAGACUGGAACUACCAACACUGAUGACUUCCUCAUUCGAAUGCUCAAGGGAUGUAUCCAGCUUUCUGCUCGUCCCAACAUCCACAACACAGUCAACAUGGUUCCUGUCGACCAUGUGGCUCGAGUGGUCAUCGCCAGUGCCUUCCAGCCCCCGUGCAAGCCUGUUGGCGUCGCCCAGGUGACUGGACACCCACGACUUCGGUUCAACCAAUUCCUCGGCGCCCUGCAGCUGUAUGGCUACGAUGUGCCCCAGGUGGACUACGUCCCGUGGGCCAAGUCCCUGGAGGAAUACGUCAAUGACGGACAGCACGACGACCCGAACUCCCAGCAUGCACUUAUGCCUCUCUACCACUUUGUGACGGCGGAUCUUCCAUCAAACACCAAGGCCCCUGAGCUGGAUGACGUCAAUGCAGCAGCCGCUCUUCGCGCCGACGCAGCAUGGUCUGGCGUUGAUGCCUCCGCUGGUGCGGGUGUUACCGAGGAGUUGGUUGGUCUGUAUGCCUCAUACUUGGUGUCUGUUGGAUUCUUACCCCAGCCGACUACGACGGGAGCUCGUCCCUUGCCGACGGCGCAGCUGAGCGAGGACCAGAAGAAGGCCUUGUUGAGUGUCGGUGGCCGUGGGGGUGCUUCCUAA
Molecule: messenger RNA, 4266 nt
Organism: Aspergillus wentii DTO 134E9
Lineage: Eukaryota; Fungi; Ascomycota; Eurotiomycetes; Eurotiales; Aspergillaceae
Gene: aarA
Product: L-aminoadipate-semialdehyde dehydrogenase
Exons: 4
Coding region: 1-4266 (1421 amino acids)
Biological process (GO): L-lysine biosynthetic process
Molecular function (GO): L-aminoadipate-semialdehyde dehydrogenase [NAD(P)+] activity; phosphopantetheine binding
Source: RefSeq, a predicted model, not a curated record